Messenger RNA from Quercus robur (English oak), 321 nucleotides. RefSeq lists its product as uncharacterized. The coding region runs from base 1 to 321 and encodes 106 amino acids. Lineage: Eukaryota; Viridiplantae; Streptophyta; Magnoliopsida; Fagales; Fagaceae. The transcript has a single exon. The record is from RefSeq and is a predicted model, not a curated record.
AUGGCAUCCUUUAGCCCACUUGUUGCUAUUCUUAAUCAAAAGAAACUGACUGGGUACAACUAUGUUGACUGGAAAAAAAAUUUGGACAUUGUUCUUAUUGCUGAAAAGCACAAGUAUGUGCUUAGUCAACCAUUUCCUAACUUUCCAUCAUUAAAUGCUCCUCUUGAGGAAAAACAGCGAUAUGAUCGUUGGCAAAAAUCUAAUGAGAUGACCAAGUGCUAUAUCCUAGCAUCUAUUUCAAAUGUUCUACAGCAUCAAAUGCAGGAUGUAGAACUAGCUUUGGACAUAAUGUUAAGUCUGAAGGAGAUGUUUGGUGAGUAA